Molecule: messenger RNA, 669 nt
Organism: Octopus sinensis (East Asian common octopus)
Lineage: Eukaryota; Metazoa; Mollusca; Cephalopoda; Octopoda; Octopodidae
Product: jerky protein homolog-like
Exons: 1
Coding region: 1-669 (222 amino acids)
Molecular function (GO): nucleic acid binding
Source: RefSeq, a predicted model, not a curated record
AUGCCGAAGUGUACUCGGUUAUCUUUUGAGUGUACUCGGUUAUCUUUUCUUCCUCCGAACACCUCAACAAUUUUGCACCCGAUGGAUCAAGGAAUAAUUCGUUCCUUUAAAAAUAAAUUUAAUAAGUUCAAAUUUAAUGAAAUUCUUCAGAAAAUUGAAUGCGGAUAUGGCAUUCAUGAAUCAUACAAAAAUUUAACACUUAAAGAUGGAGUUUUAUUUACCUAUUUUGGUUGGAAUGAAGUCACAGAAGAAACUAUCAAAAAUUGUUUCAGGCAUGCUAAGUGGAUUCCAUGUGAAGAGCAAAUUCAAUCUUCUAACUAUACGAUUGAGAAAUAUGAGGAGACAAUAAAGCAAUUGAAUAUUUUGGAUCCAAUGGAACAAUCAGAUUUUCUUGAUUACACGUACACUGAAAUAGACGAAGUGGAAGAAUCCCUCGAAAACGAUGAUGACGUAAAUGAGAAACAAACACGUGGUAUUUCUGAAGAGAAAACACCUGCGAAUGAAAUAAAUCAUGAAGAUGCGUUUAAAAUGUUGCAUAAUAUAAAAAAGUACUAUACUCAAGACGAUACUUUUAAUAUUAACGCAAUUCAAAUGAUCAAUCAAUUAAUCGAAGAUACGAUGUUUACUAAAAAAACAACAUUGAAGGAUUAUUUUAGUCUAAAUUCGUAA